Messenger RNA from Zingiber officinale, 1368 nucleotides. RefSeq lists its product as uncharacterized. Lineage: Eukaryota; Viridiplantae; Streptophyta; Magnoliopsida; Zingiberales; Zingiberaceae. The coding region runs from base 248 to 1204 and encodes 318 amino acids. The record is from RefSeq and is a predicted model, not a curated record. The transcript has 6 exons.
CCCCCAUUAUUAUUAGUUUCUCUCCUUCCCGUUAAGCCUCUCGGCCCUCUCCCCCUCCCUCCCUCUCUCUGCUAAUUUUCUCCUCAGUCACGAGAAUCGCUCCUCGAGACGCGAACUCGAUUGGGAAGGAGUCUACUGCUAGAUCUCCAGCAUCGCCAUUGACGUGUGUGCUCUGCAUAGAUAAGCCUGAGAUUUGUUCGAUGAGUUGGUGGAAAUUUGUCCUCGGAUCGCAAUUCCGCACUUGGGCAUGAUGAGAUACCAGAAAGUGAGCCCCGACGUCCUCCUCCUCAGCAAUGGAAAGAAGCUAUCACUGCGAACCUGCAAAGAAGAGGAUGCGAUUCCGGACUACGUUGCCUCCGAAGGCAAAUCACUUCCACGAUCGCGAUCGGCGUCGGGGUCGGCGGAUCCCUCCCCAACAUCAGACUGCCACCACUCCUUCCCUUCGGAACCCUUACUAGCGCAAUGCGACCAACGGCCAUCCUCCACGAAGGCUCAGAACAAUCACCAUCGCUUUGGGGUAAAUGGGUUCGGCGCCGACGUAGGCGGCACUGGUCUUCUCCAGUGGGGUCAAAAUAAGAGGUCCCGUGGCUCGAGGGCCGACGACCGGUCGGCUGGGGACGAAUCUUCCGCCAACUCAAGGCACAAAAUCCAGCGGAGAUCGGUGUUGUCGGCUGCGAUGCCCCCUCCGCCUUCUGACUUGUACACCAGAGACGCCAAUCACCGUUCACUAAAAAAUAAGAACAUUAAAGAUGGAUCCAGCGACCUGACUCUAUCUGGGAAGAGAUCUCCGAGAGUCCUGCCUGAGAACGCUCAGAAGCCGACGGCCAUGGCUGCUCAGAAUGGCUGCGCAGCAGCAGCAGCAGGUGUUUAUGUGAACACUGAAUCAUCAAAACGUCCAAUUGAGAGAGAGAUGGGCAGUGCAGGAGAGAAGAUAAAUCUUGAUAACUUUGAGUGGCCGAGGAUUUACAUCUCCCUCUCCAGGAAGGAGAAGGAAGAUGACUUCCUUGCCAUGAAAGGGACAAAGCUACCCCACAGACCCAAGAAAAGGCCCAAGAACAUCGAAAAAGCUCUCCAGUAUUGCUUUCCAGGGAUGUGGCUUUCAGACUUGACUAGAGCUAGAUAUGAAGUGAGGGAGAAGAAGUCUGCGAAGAAGAAGAAACUUGGACUGAGGGCCAUGGAGAGCUUAAACAGUGACUCAGAGUAACGUAGUGUCUUGAAUUUUCUCCCCCUUCUGUUACAGUUUUUAUUUUUGGCAAAGAUGAAGAUCAUGCGAUCCUUCAUCUCCCUUGCUCUUGUACAGAUCUCAUCCUUCAAUGAGAGAGAUGAAAGUUUCAAUUAAGUUGACUUGAGAGUCUUUUGCCGUGAUUA